AUGUGCCACGCCUUGUGCGCAAUGGCGGAACAAUAUGGGCUCCCCAAUGCGCACAUGUACGCCAUGGCAGUCGCCCCUACCGGUUGUGCCGCCGUCGUGGCAGGCGGCAACACUUGCCACAGCAUUGCUGGGUUGCCCACGAAGGCUUGGCACGAUGCUCAACGCGAGCCUGCGGCGGCUCUCCUUGCACGAAUCCAAAAUGCGUUUAAGUCUACUUGGCUUCUGUUCAACGACGAGAAGUCGAUGAUGGGCUUGCAAAUGUUGGGCGCCUUCGACUGCAGAGCGGCUCAGGCUCUUCAAGGCCGUCGGUCCAUGUAUCCAUUCGAUCCUUACUGCGACGGGCGAUUCGAUGGCGGCGCCUCUUUGACAGAGAUUUCGAAUGGUUUCAGGCGCUUUGCUUCAUACGUUUUGAUUGGUGACUUGGGCCAGCUGCCACCAGUGAUGGACACCAAAUGGUGGAAGACGACCCACUCCGCCAUGGGGCUGCGAGGCGACCGGUUGAUCCAGUCAAUUGAUGUUUCUUGGAGUUUACUGGGCAGCGUGCGACAAAAAGGGGACAGUACCUAUGCGGACCUCCUCUGGCGUGCCCACGAGGGCGAGUUCGUAGAGGACGAUUGGCGCGUCCUCCGCGAGCGCGUCGAGACCCAGUUGCCACCUGCCGAGCGCGACUCCUUCAGCGACGCCAUGCGGUUGUACCAGACGAAAGCUUUAGCGCGCGCGGCGAACUUGUCAUGCAUGGCGCGUGGUUUCGGCGUGCGGUUCCCGCGCGUGGCCCACGUGCCUGCGACUCACAAUGUCGCCGCGGCUGCGUCUUUUAGUGACGACCACGCGGCGGGGUUACAACGGACGGCUUGGCACGUCGUCGGUGCCCCGCACAUGAUUACUAGUAAUCUUUGGACCCGCGCAGGCUUGACGAACGGCCUGACCGGUGAACUCGUCGAUCUUAUUUGUGAGCAGUCUCCGUGGGAAACAUGUCUGCUUGUUGCACUACUUGCCGUGGACGUUGAUAAACUUCCACGUGGCUCUGGCUUUACUUGCGCCGACGAGGCGUUGGCCGUCCGAUUGUUUGGCCGGAAGUUGUGCGACGGGUUUCGUGAGCGGACCCAGGGCGGGAGACGCCACGUUUGCCCUGGUUUUGAAACUUGCCCAAGAGGCGUGGAGGCUCAUGCUCCACGGCGGGUGCUCGUACCCGUGCCGCCCAUAACGCGUGAGUGGCGGGACCGCCGAGGCCGCGAGAUGACGAGGACAAUGUUGCCAUUAAGACUGGCAGUUGCGAUCACGAUGCACAAGUCCCAGGGCAUGACAAUUCCUUGUGUUGCUGCAAAUUUGGGCGACACGGAAAUGCAUCUGGGCGGUACGUUUACCGUCUUGUCUCGGGUGCCUGCCUUGACUGGCCUUGCUUUGGAGCGUGGCUUGAAUUUCGACCGGUUGGCCAAGAUCAACCAGAGCCGGUCUUUGUUGGCACGGAAAGAGUACGAAGCUGCGAAAUGGCCACCGCUCGAAGCCAAUGCGCUUCGACAUUUUCAGUCGAUCCUUGCAGAGCUGUUGCUGAGACGGGGGUCUCCCGAAGCAGCUGUGCUGGACACGAUCGGCGGCUUGGCCGAAACAGCAGCUGAGCAAUUGUCACUGCCUGACUUCACUGCGGAACUGUGA
Molecule: messenger RNA, 1653 nt
Organism: Prorocentrum cordatum
Lineage: Eukaryota; Dinophyceae; Prorocentrales; Prorocentraceae
Source: the annotation of a GenBank genome assembly